AUGGCAAUGAGUAAAUGGAAGAAUGGUAUAGGUCCAAACACAAAUGCAACAUUGAUGGAAAAUGUGGCAAGAUGUGCAUGCAUGUUAAGUGUUCCUUAUGGAAGGGGGAGGGUGUGUGUUCAUACAGCAAAAGUAGCCAUACAUGUUGAUCUUGGAAAAGGUGAAUGUAGCUGUGCAGCUUGGCAAAUGUCAGGCAUCCCAUGCCCGCAUGCAUGUGCAGCUAUUAAGGUUUUGAAUUCCAAUGUCUAUGAUUUCAUUGAGGAAUGCUACAAGAUUACGUCCCAACAAAAGAUUUAUGGUAGGACCAUGAUUCUGGUGGUGACAAUUGACAUGCCAAAUCUUAAUAACUAUCGGCUGCAAGAUACAACAAGUCAAGUGUUCUUGACACCACCUUUGACUAGUUGA
Molecule: messenger RNA, 405 nt
Organism: Neltuma alba
Lineage: Eukaryota; Viridiplantae; Streptophyta; Magnoliopsida; Fabales; Fabaceae
Exons: 1
Coding region: 1-405 (134 amino acids)
Molecular function (GO): zinc ion binding
Source: RefSeq, a predicted model, not a curated record